Molecule: messenger RNA, 2597 nt
Organism: Mangifera indica (mango)
Lineage: Eukaryota; Viridiplantae; Streptophyta; Magnoliopsida; Sapindales; Anacardiaceae
Product: aspartyl protease family protein 2-like
Exons: 1
Coding region: 601-2274 (557 amino acids)
Biological process (GO): proteolysis
Molecular function (GO): aspartic-type endopeptidase activity
Source: RefSeq, a predicted model, not a curated record
AUUGGAAAACGGAGAGCUCCUUCGUCAGUUGUGAAGUUCUGUUCAAUAGCUUUUAAUGAAGGGCAAGUCAAAUGAAACAGGAAACAGACAGGAAGAAACCCGGUACCGGCAUCAAGACUGGGUAUAAAUCUGACUACGAACGAGUUCAAACAAGUGAACUUUUCCUCCCUUUAAAAUUUUCACAUUUAAUACUAUUUUAUCUCUCUUUACUUUCCUUCGUUCUUUCUUCUCACAUGAAAACGCGUUUUGACCAGUGACUUUUCGAUUCAAAGUCUAGACCACCAUUUUAACAAGCAGGGUGGAAGAUACACGAGUCACAGCCCAGACUUUUAUUGCUUCAUUACCCGUAUCUAGUCAUUUCUUCCAUAAAUACAUUCGUAUUUCUAACUCACGUAAUUACAAGCCCCUUUUUUUCAUCUUCGAAACUCCUGUUUCCGUUUCUUUUUUAAUUUUCUUGGCUUGAAAAUCUAAAUUUGUUGUUUUUUUAUUUGUUUUUCCAUAGGUUUCUGUGAGAAAAAAGUUGUGUUUAUUAUUCAGUUUCUGGGUGCCUUUUUUUCAUGUAGGAUUUUCACAGAAUCCAAACAAGGAGCAUCCUUUGCUAUGUUGUUUAAGGUUUUCUCAGUUCUUUUUCUUCUCUUAAUAUUUUGUGGAGCAUUUGAUGCUAUCGUCAGAGCCCACGACCAUUACAAGAAUGAGAAUUGUAAUAUCUCCUCUAUCGCCGGCAUAAAAUUGCCCGAGCACAUGAGCUUCAAUGCCGUUUCUUCUUUCACAGAUUCCGAUUGCAGCUUCUCAAAUUCGAAGACUUUGAAAGAAGAAAAAGAUGGUGAUGUUUUUGGAGAAGAUGAUCAAGACGACCUGUUAUCAAUGAAACCGAGUACAGGAAAGGUGAAGCUUCAUUUAAAGCGCCGGUCAACGGAUCCGGAAUCCGAGCCAAAACAAUCUGUGGUUGAGUACACAGCAAGGGACUUGACCAGAAUUCAGACACUUCAUACGAGGAUCAUUGAGAAGAAGAACCGAAACACCAUUUCACGGCUAAAGAAAGAUAGUGAGAAGUCAAUGAAGAAAAUAAAGCCGGUGGUUGGACCGGCAUCUUCGCCAGAAUCUUACGCAAGUGGGAUCUCUGGGCAGCUGGUGGCAACUUUGGAAUCUGGGGUGAGUCUUGGUUCGGGAGAGUACUUUAUGGAUGUGUUUGUUGGUACACCUCCAAAACACUUUUCUUUGAUUCUUGAUACUGGUAGUGACCUUAAUUGGAUUCAAUGUGUGCCUUGCUAUGAUUGUUUUGAGCAAAAUGGGCCUUAUUAUGAUCCUAAAGAUUCAUCUUCUUAUAGGAACAUAAGUUGCCAUGAUCCUAGGUGCCAUUUGGUUUCAUCCCCUGAUCCUCCUCAGCCUUGUCAAGCUGAGAAUCAAACUUGCCCUUAUUUUUAUUGGUAUGGAGAUAAAUCUAAUACUACUGGUGAUUUUGCAUUGGAAACAUUUACAGUUAAUCUCACAACGCCUACAGGGAAGUCACAAUUUAGGCAGGUGGAGAAUGUGAUGUUUGGGUGUGGUCAUUGGAAUAGAGGUCUAUUUCAUGGGGCUGCAGGGCUUUUAGGUCUAGGGAGAGGUCCUCUUUCCUUUUCCUCUCAGCUUCAAUCUCUAUAUGGUCACUCCUUUUCGUAUUGUCUUGUGGAUAGAAAUAGUGACACCAAUGUUAGCAGCAAGUUGAUAUUAGGUGAGGACUCAGACCUCUUGAAUCACCCCAAUUUGAAUUUCACCACAUUGGUUGCUGGAAAAGAAAAUCCGGUUGACACAUUUUAUUAUGUUCAAAUUAAAACAAUCAUGGUUGGUGGGGAGGUGUUAAAUAUACCAGAAAAGACAUGGCAUUUGUCAUCGGAUGGUGCUGGUGGUACAAUCAUUGAUUCGGGUACUACUCUAAGUUAUUUUGCUCAACCAGCUUAUGAUAUAAUCAAGGAUGCAUUUAUGAAGAAGGUGAAAGUGUAUCCUUUAGUCACAGAUUUUCCAGUUUUAGAGCCUUGUUACAAUGUGACUGGAGUUGAGAAAAUGGAGCUUCCCGAAUUUGGGAUUAUAUUUGCUGAUGGUGGUGUGUGGAACUUCCCGGUUGAGAACUACUUCAUCAAGCUUGACCCGGAGGAUGUAAUUUGCUUAGCCAUUUUGGGGACUCCUCAAUCAGCUCUCUCAAUAAUAGGGAACUAUCAGCAGCAGAAUUUCCAUAUCUUGUAUGAUACAAAGAAAUCUAGACUGGGGUAUGCGCAGAUGAGGUGUGCUGACGUUUAACAUCUAGCUGAAAAUUGAUGGGGCAGAAGAUUAACUGUAAACAUGGUGUUUGAGGAGGAACAUUUUUUUUUUUUUAAUUUUCCAUUCAAAAGAGUGGUAUUAUUAUUAUACAACAAUUUACUUGAUUGUUUUUUUUUUUUUUUCUGGUUCAAAUGUUUCCAUAUAUAUAUAUAUAUAUAUGCAGUAACUGGGUGGUAUCCUAUUUAUGAACAAUAGAUCAUCGCAUUUUAGACAUUCUUAUGGCUUUUUGAUAGUUUCCUACUGAAAAUCGUUGUAUGGCAGUUCAUUGAGCACAUCAAUGGAAACCUCAGAAUUAAACCUGA